Cephus cinctus (wheat stem sawfly) is the source of this 4051-nucleotide messenger RNA. Its product is annotated as box A-binding factor. NCBI's taxonomy places the organism in Eukaryota, Metazoa, Arthropoda, Insecta, Hymenoptera, Cephidae. Gene Ontology annotation, molecular function: zinc ion binding; DNA-binding transcription factor activity, RNA polymerase II-specific; RNA polymerase II cis-regulatory region sequence-specific DNA binding. The transcript is spliced from 8 exons. Gene Ontology annotation, biological process: negative regulation of transcription by RNA polymerase II; positive regulation of transcription by RNA polymerase II; cell fate commitment. Bases 16 to 2295 code for a protein of 759 amino acids. The record is from RefSeq and is a predicted model, not a curated record.
CCCUCCGUAGGCUUUAUGUCAAUCAGGAGAAGCGUUACAAUUUUCCUUCUUUUUUUUUUCCUAAUCCCCUCCUGUCGAUCUCUUUCGAAAAUAAAAAAAUGUAGAUUGGAAAAAAUUCUACACGCGCUGUACACAUUUUUCUAUCGUUCGUCUACGUUCUACGAUUUAACACCCAGCACGGACACCAUGAAGGAGACUUUGGUCAAGCAGGAGAUUAAGGUCGAGUGGGACAGCCAUCCUCCGGAAAACAACUCUCCCCAGGUUCCGCAGACUGCCGAGGAACAAGCUUGCGGAAGUCCUCAGAGCGUGAUCACCACGAGGAGACACGUAAGGACCAUCACCACGGCUGGACAGAUCACAGAGAGCCUUGCCGAGCCUGAACCAGAGUCUCCCGAACCAAGUCCGGUUGCUGCGAACAUUCAACAGGUUAUACAGCAACAGCAGCAUGUAGUACAUGAACAAGAACAGCAUUACGUACAGAUUUCUCAUGGCGGAAGUCCCAGGGAACAGCAACGUGCAGCGGAUCAGCAACACGUAGUUUAUUCCAACGGCCAGGACAGACAAGUUGAAACAUCCGAAGCUGCGGAAGCGACAAUUACGCUACCUGCCAAGGAACCACCUAGGUACGAGACUCUGGCACCAGAAAGAGCGGAAGUGGAGCGUGUCUACGUCUACGCCGAGGACCCGGAAGUCCGUAGAGACAGUCAUCCCAUAAACAUCCAAGUGCAGGAUCAUCGGCGUCCUCAGCAGACCCAACCUCACCAAAGAUUUAGCCCGCACGAGAACAAUCAUACACCCAGGUUCCGGGGUUCGCCAACUGGUCAUGCCGAUGAGUACGAAGCUUCCCCCAUGGUAUCCCAAGCCGGUACCGUCCAACUGAGUUCCCCGGCACCGCCAUAUUCACCGCCUGUAGACGGUAUAAGGGCGACCCAGCAACAGCUUGUUGCUGCUGGUUACUCCGACGGUGGAGGUGGCUCUGUUAAGUAUGAUGCGGAAGCUGCUGCUGCUGCUGAAACUAUAAAGGGUUCCAGUACAUAUACCACCUUGGAAACGGUCGCGCUACCACCGUCUCAACCAGUUCAGUACACUCAGUAUAUAUCAGCUGCCGAUACCUUUCAGCAAACAGCAACCAGUUACAGUUAUACAAAAUCUGGCGAUUUGUACUUGACUUAUCCAACGAGCAGUCAACCGGGUUCCAGAGGAUCUGAGGUCGACUCCCCCGGUAGUGUUUAUAUAAAAAGCGAUCCCACCCUGACUUCAUCGUCACUCCUAGGGGGCGGCAGACCAGGAUCCAUUCACUACGAACAACCAGCAUCACCAGGAUCUCAAGUGACCCUCUACGGCAGUGGUACAACCAUGUACCAAUGUGUUAAACCCACCGGUGAUCAAUAUUGGCCAACUGGCGCCCAAUCCCCACCCCCAUCCCUGGACUACGUUCAAGGCUACUCUGGGGUAACAGCAAUUUCAGCCAGCGACGCAGCGAACUUGCAGCUUUACUCCGGGGGUACAUACAGUAUCACAGGGGGUGGAAACGGACCACCCUCUCCUUGGGCUACCUUGCCGCCAUCCGGUGGAGACGAGGGAUUCGAAGGGCCAAUCAUAACGAACGAACUCAAGGAAUGCGUCAACUGCGCUGCCAACAUGACACCCUUGUGGAGAAGGGAUGGUACAGGACAUUAUUUAUGCAACGCCUGCGGUCUCUACAGUAAGAUGAACGGAGUGAACAGGCCGCCCAUGAGAUGCGCCAAACCCAAACAGUCUGUCGCACCGACCGGCGGCAGAAGGACGGGCGUGCAGUGUGCCAAUUGCAGAACUAGCAACACUACGCUGUGGCGAAGAAAUAACAAUGGAGAACCAGUAUGCAACGCUUGCGGUCUUUACUUCAAGCUACACAACGUGAACAGACCGCUGAGCAUGAAGAAGGACGGAAUCCAGACGAGAAAGCGAAAACCAAAGAAUCACUCGGUGAUGAGCGGCGGAAGUCUAGCCGGACCAAGUGGGAUGCACAAGACCGAGAUUAAGUCCAGCUUACUCGUGGACCCGAAGCUGCAGCUGAAUAUGUUUACCAGCGGUGGUGGUAAUGGGAGUGGUGAUGAACAUUAUCUUCAUGUGGGAACGCUCGCUACGGCGCAAUUGGCGCAUGCGCACUCACCCCUUGCGUUACCAUCGGCCGCGGUGUUGAAUCGACAAACUACCCUAACCGUGCCCCCAUUAGAACCAAUGAAUAGUCGAUCGGGCACAGAUCCUACCUCGGUCAUCACUUCGACGACAGCCGCACGUACCGAUCGGUCUUAAUGGUUAUUUUUUUUAAAUAUACCGAUAGAUUCCUACCUUAGUGGCCGCGCUCUACAUUACCGACGCACGGUAUCGUAAAUCCCUAGAGAAUAACGUCGCUGAACACGAUCGCCAUCUGUUCGAGUCAGUACUAAAAAUAGAGAAUCACUUUUAUGAUUCUCCGACUAUGUAUUGACUGAAGAAAAGUGACUAGAUUUGACGUGUUUAACGCAAUUCCCACUGUAGACAAUUCAUAGUUUCUUAUAUGUAGAAAAAAAUUUUUUUAUUGAAAAAAAAAUAAUCGUCUUUAUCCACCCGAGACAUUUUCACGUGCAGCUACUUGUAAAUAGCUUUUAUACGGCGCACCCAAAGAAUUUAUGUAUACGAAUUUACCCCAAAGAGUAAUAUAUAUAUACACACAUACAUAAACGUAGAUAUGUAAUCAUGUAAGUACAGAGAAUUAGUAUAUAAGAGUCAGUAUAGAAGAAAAAAUCUAUGGGGAUUAUACGCGAAGAUUAACUGUACGUUAUUAAUUUCAUUUCUACUCUCUUCUUUUCUCUUUUUCUUACAAUCACGUGUAAAGACACGCCUGUCACGUCCUUUAUUGUAUUGCCAAGAAAACGGCCGUGUAUUUUAAUUUAUAGAGCAACGAUAACGUACCGAUCACGUUUUUAUUUCCGCGCGCGAUCCACAAUGGAAACAGCCCAUACGUUCUUCUGGGACAGGGCUCUUUGUCAAAGAAGAAAUAACCUGUCACCAGCAGCGCAAGAUGCAUGCACUUGACGCUGUAACAUAAAGCUGCGUACACAAGGUUCUCUUUGGAAUAAUAGUAGAAAGAUACGUCGCUUGGCGUCUUUGAUCGUCGCGACGGUCGGCAGUAGCGCUUUGUACGUUGCUUUACAACGUAAAUCGUUAAUCGUCAAAUAGCAUAUCUGUAACGUCGUCGCGCGACGCUUUUACAAAAGCAGCCUUUACACGCCGACGGAGUCCGAUAUUAUAAGAUAUCAAUAGAGAAAAAGCAUACUAUUAAUUUAUAUAAAUCAAUUUCAUUGUAACAGGAGUGCGGGACUUGAUUGUUUUGUAGGUUUUUGUUUUUGUGUUCCUUGUAUGAAACAAUCAGAGACUAGCGUACUUAUACCUAUGUGUAUUAGAGUUAAUUGGUCUAACUGGCUGAUCAAGUAUGUUUAAGAAUUGAAAAGAAAAAUAAUAAUAGCGGUCCGGCUUAUGGAUGCGAAAUUGGUAUGCAUGAGUGCGAAAGAAGAACAAAUGAAAACGAAGCUUAAUGCUUCUGAGAGAAAUAGCUUCUUUUUUUUUUUUUAUAAAUGUACUUACACAAGUGUCACUGUCUAGAUUUCCACUUUACAGAGUUUAAACAGGCUUAAUCGAUCAUGUGCAACAUUUGAAAAGAAUACACCAACGUGAUUCGUUGAUGCCACUUAAAUCCUGAAAUAUGGAAACGUAGUAAUUGAUACGUGAUUUUAGAAAUUGGCUCAAUUCUGUAAAAUCUGAGUACUUAAAACGUUUUCACGUUUAAUUAAAAAAAAAAGGCCCGGUAACUUAUUUUCAAAAUAUGGUAAUGUACUUCAGAGCGCUUUUACACCGACGUACAGUUUGUUACUCCCGGAUCCAUAAGUGUAUAUAUAUAUAUAUAUAUAUAUAUGCACAUGGAUGUGUAUCCGAGGGAUAAUUUAUACGUCCCAUUUGUAUGCAUCAAGUGCACGAACGAUAUCUAUGUAACGAAGGUAGAAUAAAAUCGUUUUACCCUACAUUAGCGAGA